UGUCUUUAUCUUCCCUCCCCCCACGUGUGUACAGCGGUCUCGGGUGGAAUGUUUGUUGAUGUACAGCUAUAAGUAGAAACGUAUCAAAAUUACUGUUCUAAUAUAUAUUUAUCGGAGUAAUGUUGAAAUCAAAAACUUUCGUAAAGAAAACCCGAUCAGGCGGGAUUAUGAAAAUAGUGCGUGAGCACUACCUGCGAGACGAUAUUUGGUGCGGAAGUGAAGUUUGUACUGAAUGCAAUCAAGAAGAGUCUGUGUUGCAGAAAGACGCUUGCAUUGAAAGCAACUUGUGUUCUUUCCCCCACUAUCUGCUCCCAGACACAAAUGUUGUGUUGAGCCAGAUUGAUAUCCUGGAGGAUCCCUUGAUCAAGAACGUGAUCAUUCUGCAGACUGUACUCCAAGAGGUCCGCCACAGGAGCGCUCCCAUCUACAAGCGAUUGAAAGACAUCCUUCAUGACAAGGAAAAACGCUUUUACACUUUCACUAACGAACAUCACAGAGAAACGUAUAUAGAGAGAGAGCAGGGGGAAAGCGCCAACGAUCGUAAUGACAGAGCCAUCCGCGUAUCUACAAAGUGGUACAGUGAUCACCUGAAAAACACCCCCACGGACGAGGGGUUAAAGGUUGUUCUGCUGACCAAUGACCGGGGCAACAAGGAGAAAGCAGAGGAGUCCGGCCUGCUCACAUACAGAUGUGAGGAGUACGUCAAGAGUCUGAUAGCCAACCCUGAGCUGGUGGAUCGACUGGCGUUGACCAACGAUGACAAGAAUGAGAUCACCAGCAGUAAGGUGAUGUUCCCGGAGCACCUGCCCCUGUCUAGGAUCCAGUCUGGGAUUAAGAGUGGAACCUUCCAACAGGGAACGUUCCGGGCUAGCAGAGACAACUACCUGGAGGCUACUGUGUUUGUCCACAGAGAAGGAGAUGACAGUACAGAGGUUCUGAUCCAAGGCCUACAGAACUUGAACAGGGCUGUCCAUCAGGAUGUGGUUGCUGUGGAGAUCCUGCCUCUGAACCAAUGGGUGGCUCCGUCCUCUGUGGUGCUGCAGGACGAGGGGCCCAAGGAGGAUGAUGUCACAGAGGAGGAGGAGGCAGAGUUGAAGAGGGGUCCGUCUGGGGCGGAGUCACGGAAACCCACAGGCAGAGUGGUGGGCAUCAUCAAGAGGAACUGGAGACCCUUCUGUGGCAUGCUCUUCCUGUCCCAAAUCAAAGAGGCGACCCGUCACCUCUUCACCCCAGCUGACCGUUGUAUCCCCAGGAUCCGCAUCGAGACCCGCCAGGCGGCCACGUUGGCAGGACAGAGGAUCAUGGUGGCUAUCGACGGCUGGCCCAAGCACUCCAGAUACCCCAAUGGUCAUUUUGUUCGUAGCCUGGGCAGUGCAGGGGACAAGGAGACAGAGACGGAGGUGCUACUGCUGGAGCAUGAUGUCCCACACCAGGACUUCUCACAGGCCGUCCUCAGUUUCCUCCCCAAGAUGCCCUGGAACAUCACAGAGGAGGACAUGGCUGUGAGAGAGGACCUGAGGAACCUGACAGUCUGCAGUGUGGAUCCUCCUGGCUGUACUGACAUAGAUGAUGCUCUGCACUGUAGAGACCUGCCCAAUGGGAACCAAGAGGUGGGACCCUGCUGGACUAACACACAGUUUACCACAACGUUUUAUUUGAUGGAUGAAUGUUUGGAUGAGGUUGGUGUCCACAUUGCUGAUGUGAGCCACUUCAUACGGCCAGGCAACACCAUGGACCUGGAAGCAGCUAACAGAGGGACUACAGUCUACCUGACUGGAAGGAGGAUCGACAUGGUUCCUGAACUGCUGAGCUCUAACCUGUGUUCCCUACGGUCCAAUGUGGAGAGGCUGGCCUUCUCUUGUAUAUGGGAGAUCAACGACAAGGCUGAGAUAGUUAAGACCAGAUUCACUAAAAGUGUCAUCAACUCCAAGGCCUCCCUGACGUACGCUGAGGCCCAGAUGAGGAUUGAUGACACCAACAUGAAUGAUGACACCACCAAGAGCUUACGAGGCCUGAACAGACUAGCCAAGAUCCUGAAGAAACAGAGGAUAGAGAAAGGUGCGUUGACUCUCUCCUCGCCCGAGGUUCGCUUCCACAUCGACAGUGAGACUCACGACCCCAUAGACCUACAGACCAAGGAGCUCAAGGAGACCAACUCGAUGGUGGAGGAGUUCAUGUUGCUGGCCAACAUCUCAGUAGCUCAGAAGAUUUAUGAUGAGUUCUCAGAGUGUGCUCUUCUCAGGAAGCACCCCGCCCCUCCUCCAUCUAACUAUGACAUCCUCAACAAGGCUGCCAAGUCUAAGGACUUGGUGAUCCACACGGACUCGGCCAAGGCUCUAGCUGACUCUCUGGACGCGGCCCAGGUGGACGGCUUCCCUUACUUCAACACAUUGCUGCGUAUCCUAGCAACACGAUGCAUGAUGCAGGCUGUGUACUUCUGCUCCGGGAUGGACAGUGACUUCCACCACUAUGGACUGGCCUCUCCCAUCUACACCCACUUCACAUCACCUAUCAGACGAUACUCUGACAUCAUAGUGCAUCGGCUGCUGGCUGUAGCCAUCGGAGCAGACAGCACCUACCCAGACCUGAUGGACAAACACAAGCAGUCUGCCCUCUGCAACAACCUCAACUACAGACACAAGAUGGCCCAGUACGCACAGAGAGCCUCUGUAGCCUUCCACACACAGCUGUUCUUCAAGAGCAGAGGCAUCCUGAACGAGGAGGGAUUCAUCCUGUUUGUGAGGAAGAACGCCAUCAUCGUCCUCAUCCCUAAGUUUGGUCUGGAGGGAACAGUGUUCUUCGAGAACAAAGACAAACCCAGCCCCAAACUGAUCUUCAACGAAGAGGCUCCUAGUCUGACGGUGGAGGGUCACUCCUUCAACAUGUUUGACAAGGUCAAAGUGACCAUCAGUCUGGACGCGUCCAACGUCCAGCACCAGAAGAUCAGGAUGUCCCUGGUCGAACCUGUGAUCUGUGGAGUGAGUGUUGCGCCGUCUGAGCCCGAACCAGAGGCCAAGAGAGCUAAACUGGACCGCUGACUAACGCCAUCCUCAGAAUGAAACCUUUCUCUUAGCUCAGUUUUGAGUUAUUUUAAAAUGUUAAGCUUUUUUUCUACAUGACAAGCACAGAACAUCCUGUGGUUAAUAUGGUUAUGAUUUUAAAACCUUCAGUCAUAGAAACAUUCAGAAAACCUUUUUUUCCCCCCUUGACCUAUAGAACGUCAACCUUCCAGAUGAAUGUUAUUGAGAUGACAGUAACCUGUAGAAUGGGGUGAUGUACUGUGCCAUGAUUAUAAUGGAUUUCUAUUCCUGACCCAUGGGGUUUGUAUGGACUAUUCUAGAGGGAGUGUUACCUUGUACAACUCCCAAUAAAUGUCUUGGUUUUAACCAAUGGUCCUUUUC
Molecule: messenger RNA, 3401 nt
Organism: Coregonus clupeaformis (lake whitefish)
Lineage: Eukaryota; Metazoa; Chordata; Actinopteri; Salmoniformes; Salmonidae
Product: exosome complex exonuclease RRP44
Exons: 20
Coding region: 120-3038 (972 amino acids)
Biological process (GO): rRNA catabolic process
Cellular component (GO): nuclear exosome (RNase complex); cytoplasmic exosome (RNase complex)
Molecular function (GO): endonuclease activity; RNA binding; 3'-5'-RNA exonuclease activity
Source: RefSeq, a predicted model, not a curated record